Sphaeroforma arctica JP610 is the source of this 501-nucleotide messenger RNA. RefSeq lists its product as hypothetical. The annotation marks the transcript as partial. The transcript has 4 exons. Lineage: Eukaryota; Ichthyosporea; Ichthyophonida. The record is from RefSeq and is a predicted model, not a curated record.
UGUCGCGCGAGAUUGCACCAGUUAAAUUCGGCUCAAGGUGUCUGGAAUAGUCUUGGUGAGGGCCAACUAAGCCUAAAUGAAGCACGCGACGAUGUGAACGGCUCACGACUGGGUAAUGAGGACUCAUCAAUUUCCUUUCUUCUUUCUACAUCUCUACUACGAUCUCUGGGAUCAAUGAAGUUGCUCUUGAAUGUCAAAUUGUUCGACGGAAUGACAAUCGAGCCUGUAAAUAUGAAACAAAUACGCUUCGUUGCUGUUGAAUUUGAGGAUAUUGAUGGCAAACCCAAGCAAAUCAUGAAGACAUAUUUACUUGUGGUAUCCAGGCAAGAUCAAGAAGCAUUGCUGCACGCCAUCUCUUCGCGUGUAGUAAUCGCUAAAAAGAAAACCAAUUUGCCAGCCGAAUCAGAGACCACUGACGAUUUAACUGCAGCUGCAGGCGAUUUUCAAAAGGACAAAAGUAACCUUCAAGAGAUUGCAAGAAGUGCUGUACAGAACAAAUAG